Molecule: messenger RNA, 1215 nt
Organism: Melanotaenia boesemani (Boeseman's rainbowfish)
Lineage: Eukaryota; Metazoa; Chordata; Actinopteri; Atheriniformes; Melanotaeniidae
Gene: tatdn1
Product: TatD DNase domain containing 1
Exons: 12
Coding region: 1-945 (314 amino acids)
Cellular component (GO): cytosol
Molecular function (GO): 3'-5'-DNA exonuclease activity
Source: RefSeq, a predicted model, not a curated record
AUGGGAUUGGUGAAGGCUGCAAGUGUGGCUCUUGUCAGAAGUAUUGCAACCAUGGCAAAGCACAGAUUCAUUGAUAUCGGUGUGAACCUGACAGAUCCCAUGUUCAGAGGAGUCUACAGAGGGAAGCAGAAACAUGAUGAUGACUUCGAUCAGAUCAUCGACAGAGCUCUUAAAACAGGAGUUGAGAAGUUUAUGAUCACAGGAGGGAGCCUAGAGGACAGCAAGGAGGCCCUCAAACUAGCUGAGACCAGAGAUGAGUUCUACUGCACAGUGGGCUGCCAUCCCACCCGCUGCAGUGAGUUUGAGGUGAAUGGAGAAUCCCAGUACUUCUCAGGCCUGAGGGAACUGGCAUCAGCACACAAAGGAAAGGUGGUGGCCAUUGGAGAGUGUGGACUAGACUUUGACAGGUUGGAAUUUUGUCCUAAAGAGACUCAACUAAAAUACUUCGAGAAGCAGUUCAACCUCGCCGAGGAGACCAAGCUGCCCAUGUUCCUCCACUGCAGAAACUCCCAUCAGGAGUUCAUUGACAUCAUGAAGAGAAACCGAGACCGAUGUGUUGGAGGAGUGGUCCACUCAUUUGAUGGGCUGGCAGAAGACGCUGCUGCCCUCAUUGACCUGGAUCUCUAUAUUGGAAUAAAUGGAUGCUCUUUGAAAACAGAGGCCAAUAUUGAAGUGAUGAAGUCAAUCCCUAGUGAGAGGCUCAUGAUAGAAACAGAUGCUCCGUGGUGUAGUGUAAAGAACACCCAUGCAGGCUCCAAGCAUGUUAAAACAACAUUUCCCACAAAGAAGAAAUGGGAAGCAGGACACUGCCUCAAGGACAGGAAUGAGCCUUGUCAUAUCAUUCAAGUUAUUGAAGUAAUGGCAGCUGCAAGGGAGGAGGAUCCACUGGAACUAGCCAACACAGUUUACAACAACACAAUUAAAGUCUUCUUCAGCUGUAGCUGAUUACAGGAGAGACUGAAAGAUUUGCCCUUAAUGUACGUUUAUGAAUCCCCAUGUGCUUGUAAGUGCCUGAAUGACCGGUCUAUGGGGAAAACAUCAAAAUUUUUAAAGUUUGUCCUACUCUGAAAUAAUUAUUGUAAUGGAAAUGCUUUCCUGCAAUAUAACUUUUAUGUAAAUGCAAAAUUACUUUGUUUUUACAUAGCUUUUUUGUUGCCAACAAACAUUAAAGAUAAUAUAUGUGUAUAUGCAUGCACUGAACAUAAUGAUCAUAUG